CGUCUGGUAUCGUAUUGUCACAGCCAGUCGAACCACCACGUUCCAACUUCAACUGAUUCCAGUCCAAUCUUCAUGAUCCGAGUUUCCUCGAUCACUGCUGAUCAGACACUUUCAUCAUGCUGUGCAUCUAUCCCUGCGCCAUUUUCCCGUGUCCAUGUCCUGUCAGUUCAGAUGAGGACCUUUGUACUGUGGGAAAGACGAGGAACCCUGGUCCUGGUUACCCCAGAUUUCUUUACCUGGACAUGAUGGUCGCGUCUCUGUUGUUCCACUUUUGGUCGAGGCCCAUUCGUGCUCGCUUCUUUUCACCAUCAUCUGACGGUUCCAGUUACUAGCCACGAUGGAGAGAAGUGGCUUUUACCGGGCCAUCCUAUCAGUGGUCCCUCCGGUACCCGAUGCCACAUGCACCCGGCUGCGUUCGGCGACACUUGACUUUAUGUUCUUACGACCUACUGUUCAUCGUGCCGCGGUGAAACUCACAAACUGAUGAUGCGUCAACAUGAGGAAGUUCCCCCAAACAACCUGCUGUGGUCCAAUAUGCCGCGGAGGUGCGUGUUACAUAAAAGUUUCUGGAUUGGACGUUGGUCGCGUGCGUGAUUCUCUUCCCUCUCUGCCUGGAUGUGUCUCGGUCGAGUCAUUCCAGCACUGUCCCUCCCGUUCCCUUGGAUGGCGGAAUGCUCGCCGAGGAUCAGGAAGCAUGGAUAUCCACUCAUAUGCACUGCCUCCCCUGCAUAGUGGUAGGUCCGGGGGUCCGUACAUCACGGUAUAAAUAAUACACCACCAUAAUGGCAGUUAUUUAGCUCCCCCUUCCCCAGAUUGACCGACUUUUGUCACAUCUAUACCAAAAGCUAUCACUACCACUACUUACUUGACAUACAAACAAUCAAAGUGCACACAUUGUUGGCACAUAACUUGUCAAAGUCAAUGGUUGAAAUCCCAAUCUUGGUCAGUACGCCAUCUUUACAACACACCAUCGAAGUGGAAAACUCGGGCGAAUAUUCCUUCGGCUCUGUAGCAAGCGAGUCUACAAGUCAACAGCCUUCACUAGGCACGGCUCAGCCUGCACCAGAAGAGAUAUCGUCCCAUACAAUGGUGUCUCAUUCGACACAAACAGUCGAUGACGAGGGGACUCCCAAGGGACAAUCCCCAUCACAUUCGCAGUCCGAGUCUCGGACGCGCACCCCAACUCAUCAUAGCUGGGCAGAAGCACUUCGCCAGCGCAUAGCAAAUCCUCACUCCCGCUUCCACUCGCCAACGGCGGUCGACGCCUCAGGCCGGACAAUGCUUGCUCCAGGCGGUGAUCCGAUCCAACGGGCCACAACGCCUGCGGCAGAUCUAUACAAAGGUCAAUGCGAAGCCAAUUUCGGCAUGACCUUUGAUCAUCACUCGACUCCUCAUCCUCAUUUCUUGAGGGCGGCAAAACCUCAUGCAUGCCCCUACAGCUUGGAAGACCAGAAACACAGGAUGACGAUGGAUUGGAUUGACAGGCGAAAUUAGAACCGGCCGAUUCGAACCGGUUUCGUCUUAACAACCAAAAAACAACCAUCCAUCACACCCUGAUUUCGUUGCUUGUUGCUUGGCCAUCAUUUUACUGUUUCGGCGCCUGGAGUUGAAACCAGCACCCGGACUGGGCUAUGGAGCGAACGGAAAUCGGCUUAAGCAGCUGGAUCAGCAGGAGUCUGUCUAUCCUUUUGAACAAAUUGAACAACGAGCAACGAAAACCAAAGCGGAGCCGAAGCCUCUAAACAAAAACCAGCACUGGCAAAAAACCCCCACAAUCACUCGGCUCUCCUAAUUGUAUGCACGGCGUGCAACAGGGAGAAUCAGGUUUUUGCUCACUGCCAUUUACAGUACCAGGCUUCGGAUCAUGUCACUUUCUCUUACUGGCUUGUCUUGUCGCUCAGGCUAACUGCAGUGGUUUGAGAGACGCAGACAUCUAAGUCAUCAUCAUGGCAUGCAUAUGACAUUUAUCAACACACACGAUCUACCAGCUAUGCACACCACAUGUUCAUUUCUUGACUCAACUCUCGUUGAGCACUUUUUCUUAUUGGUUACUUUUACCCACGAGGCAGCAUCGUUUGGCACUUUUUAUCGUCUUGCUCCAGCAUAGCGGACUUAUCAUGGUCGAAUUGACUUGACACCAGAAUGUAUUGUUUCGUGCCUUAACGAAGGUACUUAGUCCGCUGGCCGGUCUUGACCUGUAACAUUAUGUGAAAUGAUAUUUUUGGGCUGGACGGAACGGAAUCAUCCGGGAGGAACAGAUAGCUAUGGCACCUAGGUAAUAUCGAAUGCAGAGACGUCUUUGUACUAUGGCACAUGAAAUGAAGUUCCAUGAUCUCUCUACUUAAAAGAUUGCUG
Messenger RNA from Exophiala dermatitidis NIH/UT8656, 2355 nucleotides. RefSeq lists its product as uncharacterized. The record is from RefSeq and is a predicted model, not a curated record. NCBI's taxonomy places the organism in Eukaryota, Fungi, Ascomycota, Eurotiomycetes, Chaetothyriales, Herpotrichiellaceae. The transcript has a single exon. The coding region runs from base 922 to 1494 and encodes 190 amino acids.